CUAGUCCAGGAUGACCCAGAUUCACUACAUAGUCUCAGGGUGACUUCAAAAUUACUGCGAUCCUCCUGCCUCUGCCUCCCGAGUGCUGGGAUUUAAGAUGUGUUCCACCACGCCAGCUUUACCGUCUUAAGAAGACUUCAAGAAUUGCCCUCGGAGCCAGGAGGAAUGGGGUAGACAGAGUCCAGGGCACCAAGUACGGAAUAUUUAAAAGAUGCUUCAGAGAAGAUGAAAGGUGGCCUUAUGUUUGUAAAAUUGGCUAACCCCUGUUCAGGAGAAGGAGCCAUUUACUUGUUCAAUAUGAAUCUGCAGCAGCUGUUCGAAAUCAAAGUUUUCAAAGAAAAAUACCAUUCUUGGUUUAUCAAUCAAUCAGUUCAGUCGGGGGGGCUUCUCCACUUUGCCACACCCAUGGACCCUCUGUUUCUGCUCCUCCACUACCUCAUAAAGGCUGGCAAAGAGGGAAAGUAUCAGCCCUUAGAUCAAGUUGUGGUGGACGACGUAUUUCCCAAUUGCAUUUUGUUGCUGAAACUUCCUGACCUGGAGAAGUUACUUCACCACGUGACAGAAGAAAAAGAAAUAAACAACAAGAAAUAUUACCGAUACAGCAGAGAGAAGACAUUAAGGUGGCUGGAGAAAAAGGUUAAUCAAACUGUGGUGUCGUUAAAAGCUAACAAUGUCAUUGUUGGAGCCCGAGUGCAGUCAGCCACGUUUUUCUCUGGUGACCAGGCUUCCAGUGACAAAGAAGAAGAUUAUGUUCGCUAUGCCCAUGGCCUGAUCUCUGAUUACAUUCCUAAAGAAUUAAGUGAUGAGUUAUCUACAUAUUUAAAGAUUCCAGAACCUUCAGCGCCAUUGCCAAAUCCUCCAUCAAAGAAACUAAAAUUAUCAGAUGUGCCUGUGGAAGCAAAAGAAGAUUACACUAAGUUUAACACUAAAGAUCUGAAGACUGCGAAGAAAAAUAGCAAAAUGACUGCAGCGCAGAAGGCUUUGGCUAAAGUUGACAAGAGUGGAAUGAAAAGUAUCGAUGCCUUUUUUGGUGCAAAAAGUAGAAAAACUGGGAAAGAUUUGAAACUUUGAAAAUAAAGUCUGAUAAAGCAAAAGAAGGAGUCUCCUUUUCCCCUCGGUCCGUUUUCUUCCUGCUGCCGCGCUCUUCCUGACCCGACCCUGACCCCGCAUGAAACAGGCGAGGCGCUGUUCGGAGGCCUGCAACGCUUUGGAUUUGAUUUUGUGUUUCUGAGCAAAAUAUGGAAAAGCAAUGGUGUAUAUUCAUGGGUGGGGACUUUAGAAUCUGUGCCAUGACACAGCCGUCCGGUGACGAGAAUCAGCAGGUAGCGUCCCAGGUGCCUCCACAAACAGACCUGUGGCAUAUUUGACAGCAUUGCUCUGCCAUGCAGCCCUGCUAUGGGAAGCUCUAGAAGCAUGGUCUUCAAUAUACUAAAAGAAACUGGAUAGCAAAACUGUACAUUUUGAUAAAAGUCAAUAAUUAAUCAUAUUUUUCUGUUGUUAAGAGCUCACGUUCUUUGUAGAAAAGAAUAAAACAAAAAUUGCAUUUGAUCACCCAAAGAUAAUCUGGUGCUUUUUCUUAUAACAAAAAUACUUUAAAGAAUUGUAAUUGCAGUUCCAUUGCCUUUUUUACAAUGUCAUUUUGAGUGUGUUCUCUGAGCCUACAAGGUAUUCUUCACACGCGUGGUUUUGUGCAACUACUGAGCCAUUUUGCAGCUCCACACACAUGGUUUUUCUGAGGGCUGGAGACACAGCUCUACGAUAGAGCGCCUGUGUGUCAUGCACAGGGUCUUAGUCAGCUCCUGGUACUGCCAAAAACAAUGCAUCAAUUCUUCUUAGUGACAAUAUAAGACUUAGUUAUUUGGUUACUUGAUUGUUUAAUAUCUAUGCCCCUGUUUCACUGUUUAGAUUACUUGUAAAUGUUCAGUACUUGAAAAAUCUAUUACUGGUUUUUUUUAGACUAGAUUUCUAGAUGUGGGCUUACUGGUCCAAACAUUAGUUUUUCAUGUUUUACUUGUGAAUACUUUUCACCAAAAGAUUACAGAAGUUUAUACUCUUAACAUAUGACAGGCAUUUGUGGCUUCUUAUAUAUAAUGAAAAGCAUCUUAUUAUGGAUUUAAUAUUGUCUUGAUUGACAACAGUGUUGAUCAUUUUUCAUGCCAUUGAUCAAUUGUCCUCUUACAGAGAUUUAUUUACCUUGUUAAAUUAUUAGGGUGCCAGCACCUUUCUUCUUGACUAAAUAAAACUCUUCAGGAACUAAAAGUUCACUAAUUUGCACACAAA
Jaculus jaculus (lesser Egyptian jerboa) is the source of this 2280-nucleotide messenger RNA. It is a transcript of the gene Rnaseh2b, whose product is annotated as ribonuclease H2 subunit B. NCBI's taxonomy places the organism in Eukaryota, Metazoa, Chordata, Mammalia, Rodentia, Dipodidae. Bases 226 to 1071 code for a protein of 281 amino acids. The record is from RefSeq and is a predicted model, not a curated record. Gene Ontology annotation, cellular component: ribonuclease H2 complex; nucleoplasm. Gene Ontology annotation, biological process: RNA catabolic process; ribonucleotide metabolic process. The transcript has 12 exons.